AUGACGCUGGGAGUCGGGGACAUGAUGCCAACAAGGGCUGGCCUUAUCCCGGGUAAAAAACAGUGCGUCCUUCUGAACGGCAUUUGCAAGCCCGGGGGCUGCACCUCCACGGACGACACCAUUGGGGUGUGUAACGACGAGCAGAAAUGUUGUCGGAGGUGGUGGAUACUGUUUCCCUACCCAACGCCAGCUCCCAAGUCCAAGUCUCCUUAG
Myotis lucifugus (little brown bat) is the source of this 213-nucleotide messenger RNA. RefSeq names its product beta-defensin 130-like. Gene Ontology annotation, biological process: defense response to bacterium; cell chemotaxis. NCBI's taxonomy places the organism in Eukaryota, Metazoa, Chordata, Mammalia, Chiroptera, Vespertilionidae. The record is from RefSeq and is a predicted model, not a curated record. The transcript has 2 exons. Gene Ontology annotation, molecular function: CCR6 chemokine receptor binding; chemoattractant activity. Gene Ontology annotation, cellular component: extracellular region. Bases 1 to 213 code for a protein of 70 amino acids.